Erpetoichthys calabaricus (reedfish) is the source of this 8471-nucleotide messenger RNA. Its product is annotated as death-inducer obliterator 1-like. NCBI's taxonomy places the organism in Eukaryota, Metazoa, Chordata, Cladistia, Polypteriformes, Polypteridae. The record is from RefSeq and is a predicted model, not a curated record. Gene Ontology annotation, cellular component: nucleus. Gene Ontology annotation, biological process: apoptotic signaling pathway; DNA-templated transcription. Bases 381 to 7517 code for a protein of 2378 amino acids. The transcript is spliced from 18 exons.
CCCAUUUGCUUCAGUGCAGGAAAGAAGAUGGCUUCUCCUAGUUUAUGUAACUGACCAGUUGUUUCACGGCCAUUUUCCUUCGAACUGUAAUUAGAUUUUUUUUAUUCGAACGUAUACGUUCGGCGGUUGAAAAUGCUGUUUUCAGCUGAACAGAUUACAGCGGUCUUCCCUUUUGUGUAGAAUUUAUGCUUGCGUUCCGAUCGUUAUUUUUUCGUUUCCGUUUUGUGUAGGGCGUUUAACUCCGAGGAAAGCAAUUAUAAUCUUAAAGUGUUUUACCAAGCUGUCACGCUCCUGAAGAGUUGAGCCAAAGUAGUAAGCACACAGAUGACAUAUUGACUACCUAUGGCUAUAAUAAAGAUAUUCUGUUUGAACAAUCUGACAUGUCAGCCGUAGAGGAUUCUGUAAACUCAAACCUUUCUCUAAUCCCAGAGUUGGAACAGAGACAGGAUCUCAUGGAUAUCAGCUGUCAAGCUUCUGAUGAAAGAGAAAAUGACAACCAAGAAGACACUGUCAAACUAAUCAACCCAACAAGCAAGGAGUUUAAAAAGACUUGGGGUUUCCGUAGGACAACUAUUGCAAAGAGAGAGAUGCCUGGAGAAGCAGAGUGUCAGGAUGCACCACUCCGACGAAGUGGUCGACAGUCAAAGCGCACUGACAAGAUGGAAGAAUUUUUGUCAUCCUCUAAACGCAGAAUAAUUGGGAGGAGGAGUGCUCCUGCAAAUCUUGAAGGCUGUGACCCCCAUUCUCAGACUGCUACUGAUGUGGAAACUGCCUCUGAGGCCAGCUUUGAUGGAAGUUCUGAGUUAAAGGCGUCCAGCCAAACUAGUGUAGAAAAUACAAGUGCUAUAGUUAAUUCUAAUAACUCGGUGGUUAGUGGAAAACUGGAAAACAGUGCUGCUGCUACCAGAGAUACCACAUCAGAUGACGAUGACGACGAUGACGACGACAGUGAUGAAUUAACUCUUAAAGAGUUACAGAACCAGCUACGGAAGAAACGGGCAGAAGGAGUUGUUCAGGCAGAUAGUUCUGAAAAAUCUCAAGUUGAGACAGAAAUUGGAAAGGUGCCUGAAAGUCCCAAAGAGUCAAUGCAGAGUAAAGAAGUGAAGCUUAAGACAACAGCAAAAGCCAGUAAAGAUACUGGCCUACUGGGGCCUUUAUCAAGCAAAGCAGAAUCAGAAGGCUAUGAUCCCAAUGCUCUGUAUUGCAUCUGUCGGCAGAAACACAACAACAGGGUGAAGACAGGACAGGAAGAGAGGCACUUGUUUUACAGAUUUAUGAUUUGUUGUGAUCGAUGUGAAGAAUGGUUUCAUGGAAACUGUGUGGGAAUCACCGAAGCCCGAGGACGCUUAUUGGAGAGAAAUGGUGAAGAUUAUAUUUGUCCAAACUGCACACGUCAAACUCAGAAUAGUGACUCUCCUGUUACAGCUGAGCAGAGUUUGGAUGCCCGAUCUUUAGAAGAAUCCAUGCACCAAUCAGAAACUGUGUCUGAUGGAGUUGGUGCCAGUGAAGACCAGGGCAUUAAAGGAAGAAUAGAAAAGGCUGCAAAUCCUAGUUCCAAGAAAAAAAUCAAAAUAUUCCAGCCGGUUCUCGAGAGUGGCCUACCAAUGUGCAUUGGCCCAGGGUGCACUAAUCAAGCCUUGCCAGACUCUGUGUACUGUGGUCCUGGUUGCAUUCUUGGACAUGCUGCUGCUGCAAUGAAGUCAUUAGAAGUAAAACAACCAAAGCCCAAAGAGAGGUCUAAGCAAAAAGUUAUUAAAAAAACCCCACCAAAAUCAUUACCCAAGACACAGAAAAAAAACGUGCCAGAGAAGAAGCCUGUCAAACGGCUUCUUGUGAUGGUGAAUAAACCAGCAGGAGCCUCUGAAUCUUCCAGCAACCAGCCAACAGAAGAGUGUCCUGUGCCAUCCUGGUCCAGUGAUCAUAAUUACAAUGCAGUAAAGCCAGAAAAGACUGCUGCCAUUGCUUCAUCUGUGUUUUACAAACCGUCUUCAAAGGAGAAGGAAGGAAAUGAUGCUAAAGUGGAAUCAGCAGUGGAAAAAACACUACCCCUGCCUCCAGCAGCAGUAUCUUCAAAAGCAAAUACCACUACUCUGACUUCUCCUAAAACAAAGAAGCUCCCUUCUCCUCCAUCAAAUAUAGUACCUCCCAAGAAAAACCCUGUGACUUCAAAUAAUGCAAAUAGUCCUAGACGUCCACCUUCAGACCUUGGGCCUGGUCUGUCCUCUGCCACUCAUCAUGCUUCUGGGGCGCUCAGAGUUAUGAAGACUUCAUUUACAAUACCCAAAAAACAGCCAGCCGCCUCUGCUGGUGCUCCUGCAAUAAAGCCUGCUGCAGGAUCCCCUGCACCACCAGCUAAUUCACCCAUACCCAAACCUACGACACCUGUUGCUCCCCAGCCUCAGCCCAACAAUCAAAUCAGACAGAAUAUACGACGCUCCUUGACUGAGAUACUUUAUAAAAGGGUUAGUGACAGUGAUGAUUUGAAUAUAUCGGAGUCUGAAGUUAGCAAGAUUUCUUUUGGAAUUGAGAGAGAAAUGUUUGGUCUGUGUCAGGCUACUGACAGCAAAUACAAGAACAAAUAUCGAAGUAUUAUGUUUAAUCUGAAGGAUCCUAAAAACAAGGGACUUUUUUAUCGUGUAAUCAAAGGUGAGAUCUCUCCAUUUAAACUGGUGAGGUUAAGUCCAGAGGAGCUCCUUUCCAAAGAGAUGUCAGAAUGGAAAGAUAAAGAAACUACAGAGGUUCUUGAAUCAAGUCAGAAAUCUCAUCGAGAGCCACACAAAUUUGGCUUGAAACAAGAAGUUGUACCCACUGUAGAUAUGGAGGAAUCUCCACCCAUGUCUGAUACAGAUGAACAAGAGGAUCCACGUCCUGUUCAACCUGCAAGCAGUGUUACUGUGCCUGAUAUCUUUAGCACUAUGUUAAAGGACACCACAGGUGAACACAGAGCUCAUCUCUUUGACCUCAACUGCAAGAUAUGCACAGGACAAAUGCCUGCUGAAGAAGACCCUGUACCAAAGAAGCCAAAGCUUACUGCACCUUUGGUUUCUAAAAAGCCAGACUCUAAAAUAAAGCAAGAAACCAGUUCAGUUAAAGCUGAAAAUGCAGCCGUUGCUCAGUUAUCUAAUAAUGGGGCUCAACAAAAUGCCACGACUGCUAAAACUCUAGAAGCUCGGCCGGGCUCAAACUCAAAUCUUGAGUCACAAACUAACACUACAGAAUCACCUGCAUCUCCUGAAGCUUCUAACAUUUCUGCUUCCAACGCACCCCCUCUUUUUCCAGCUGUUACGUCAUCUUCCAGCAUUUCUCGGAGAGAUCCUAGGACGGCAGGCACACGGCCUAAUGUUACUGUAACUCCAUCACAAUCAUCAUCAUUCCCAGUCACACUGCUGCCCAGCAGUCCAAAUCCCAUUACCACUCCUGCAAAAGAUGCAGAUAAUGAAGCAGAAAAAUCAGUAAUGCCACUUUCUGUUCCAAAGUCAAUACUGAUGAAACCAGCAUCUUCUCCAGACACCAGAUACUUUUCUUCAGUUUCCUCCAGUGUCAGCACUGCAGAAUCACGUUCUCCACCAGAAGGAGAAACAUCAGCAUUUCUUUCGAAGCAAGAGAUCCUGUGGAAAGGUUUUAUCAACAUGCACAGUGUGGCCAAAUUUGUUACAAAGGCUUAUCUAGUUUCUGGCUCCAUCGACUACCUUGCAGAGGAUUUACCUGAUACCAUUCAUAUUGGUGGUCGAAUUUCCCCACACACAGUCUGGGAUUAUAUUGGAAAGCUAAAAUCUUCAUUGACCAAGGAACUAUGCCUAAUCCGUUUCCAUCCAGCAACAGAAGAGGAGGAGGUCGCCUAUAUCUCUCUAUUCUCUUAUUUCAGCAGCCGGGGCCGAUUUGGUGUGGUAGCCAAUAAUAAUAGAAGAAUUAAAGAUCUUUACCUCAUUCCACUGAGCGCCAAGGACUCUGUUCCAUCUAAACUAUUGCCAUUUGAAGGGCCAGGUUUGGAAUCAUCUCGUCCAAAUCUUCUUCUUGGUUUAGUAAUUUGCCAGAAGCUAAAACGGCCUGGAGCCCAGUCAGAUGCUGAAAAAGUCAGUGAUGAAAAGAAGUCCAAAAUUCAGAUACGAGAUGAAGAUGAUUCUUUUGCUGGAAAAUCUCCUAGUCUUCAGAAACCUGAAAUUAAACAAGAGAAGCCUACUUUUUAUAGUUCUGAAAUUUCAGUCAGUACUACACCUCCUGGGUCUCCACCCCUUACAACCUCAUCAGAUCCAUCCUCUAACACCUCUUCUACUGCCUCCUCUGUAUUACCUGUGUCAUCUACUAAAGUCACCACCACUACUGCUAGCGUAGUUUCAGGAGCAGAAACAACACCUUCUGUUCCCCCUGCCAGUAACACUGUAAGUUCAACUCCUUUACAGCAUAUUUUAAACACAUUAUUCGGCAAAAAGAAGCCUACUGAAUGUGCUGAAACUAACCAGUUUUUACCACAGCAAAGCAUUUCUGAACAUACGGUGGUGUCCACAUCUGCUCCUUUGCUUGACCCAAUUGUCCAACAGUUUGGCCAAAUUUCCAAAAAUAAAACAUUAGAAGAUGAUGAGUAUGAUCGACCGUAUGAUCCAGAGGAGGAGUAUGAUCCAGGAAAAAUAUAUGGAGUAGACAAUCCACCUCACGUUAACAAACUUUCAGAAGCAGAGAACGUGAGUAAAGCUCCCGUUGUAGAAGAAGAGGCUUAUGAUCCCGAGGAUGAAACCAUCUUUGAGGAAGCUAAAGUUGUUAUCAGCGAUUUCCCAAGUUUACCUGUGGAUAUAAAGAACAGAGAAGCACCCAGUAAUUAUAUAUCCCAAGAAAGUCAAGGCUCAUCAAUAACAGAGCAGCAAAAAAUGUUAGAUGAGUUAAAUAAACAGAUUGAAGAACAACAGCGACAAGUAGAGGAACAGGAAGAAGCCUUGAGACAACAGAGGGCAGCUGUUGGAAUAUCCAUGGCUCACUUUUCUGUUUCAGCUGCUUUGAUGUCUCCUCCUCCUAAAUCCUCUGCUCCAGACAGCACCUUACUUCAGAUUGGUAAAAAGGUGGAAGAAAUGGUUAAAAAAUCUUUACCUCCCCUGCUAAUAAAUCAAAGACGAGACCCAAGACAGAGCAGGGAUCCCAGACAAGCACCCUCCCGGCGUCUCACAGAUGAUACUGAAGUAGUAGUUAAGCCUGAAAAUGUUGACAGUGUAGCUGGUUCUCAUCCAGCAGAGGCUAAUCAUAGUGUUAUAAAUGCUGAGCCUGAAGGUGCAGAAGUAGCUAUUCCUCUACUUGGAGAAGUAGUUGAUCCAUAUUUAAGUUCUUCUGAAAAUGCAGAGUUCAUGCAGCCUGGUAGUGUAUUUGGGCAUUCUGAGCAGGUGACAGUUUCAGAAACAUUAAAUAGCACUGUGAUGCCUUGGCCUGAUUCUUCCAGUAGUUUAAAUUCUGAAGAUGUUGCUGGUGAUCCACAUCGGUUUCCACGAAAGGUGCUGCUGCCAACUCCAUCUCAGCCACCUUGUUUUCCUCAGUCAAAUGAUAGCAUACCUUCUGUUUCAUCCUCACAACCUGACCAUUCACAGGAACUUCCACAGGGGGUAAGCUUUCUGCAAAAUGACCAUGGCACUAGCAUGCCUCAAAUGGGAAUAAUGAACUCUGAGUUUAUGAGCCCACAAGAAGCAUUGCCAGCCCCAUUUCAACCUCAGCCUCUUGUUCCACAAUACGAGGGUGAAACCGACCAGUUCAGAGAGCAGCGACCUCCAUAUCCGACAUUUCAAGAACACUGGGAAGGCUCACCACAUCAUCUGGAAGGUCCAAGAGGACCUACUAUUGCAAAUAUGAUGGGACAAAGAGGACCAGUUCCAUUUCAGCCAGUGGCUCACAGAGGUCCUCCACCUCAACGGUUUCCAGGACCACCCAUUCAAAAUAUGGCACAAAUAGGCCCAGUUCCGGGACAGAUUUUAGAAGCUCAUGGGAAUCUACCACAUUCAUUCGAUGGACAAAAUGAACCUUUGCAGCCAAGGUUUGUUGGUCCUACAGAUGAUGUUGCUGUACAUUUUCAUGGACAAAGAACUCCACAUCCAUCUUUCAGAGGUCCAGUACCUGGGCCAUUUGAUAAUAGAGGUCCCCACCCUUCUCAGUUUCAGGGGUCACGAGGACCUGCACCUCAUCAAUUUUCAGAUCAUGGUCCUAUGCUCCCCCUUGCUGAACCUCAGAGAAUUCCUGAGGAAAUGCAAUAUGGGAAUAACAGUAGUUCAUUUCAGCCAAUAAUGGAACAUCACAGAAGUGGUGCACCACCAGUACCCCAUAUGUUUAGGGAAAAUCGAACAUCAUCUCCCUCUCCAUUAAUGGGUCAAAGAGUACAUCCUUCAAACCAGUUUGAUGGCCCUAGAGGCCCACCACUCUCACCUCAGUUUGAAGGGCCAAGAAAUAUACACCCACCAGCAGGAGGGGACAUUACUGGGCCAAGAUAUCCUUCACCAAACCAGUUUUCAGGCCCACGAGGUCCACCGCCACACCUUCAUCCAGGUCAGAGAGUUCCAUCUCCACAGCCCAGGGUCCCGCUUGUUCAGCAUUUUGAUGAACACCGGGGACUACAUCCUGCGCAUUUUGCAGGUCCACGGGGCCCAGGCUCAUCUCAGUUUAGUGGCCCACGAGCUCAUGGGCCUUCUCAAUUCCCUGAUAAUGCUGGACACCCACGGUUCCCAUUUGAAGGUCCAACACAUCCAACAGAUGGUAGACCAGCUAGGCAUCCCCGGCCUUUGCUUCCAAAUCCUCCAGAAAAGGUGCAGGAAGGCUGGAAUAAAGGCCGUGGACAAAGUCGCUUUGGACGUGGGCCUGAACCAGAACAACUUGAGCACUGGCAACCUGCUGAAGCAAGAGGCAAAGGAAGAGGAAGAAUUAUAAAUGAUUCAGAUUCACGUAACAAUCCUGAGAGACAAAGGGAAAGACUUGAAGGACCUGGUCGUCAUUCAGAGGAAAGACAAAAUAGAUUAUCAGAGGAAAAGAGAAGAGAACGGGAUGGUGCACGGGGUAGAUCUAGGGACAAGAAUCUUGGUAAACCUUGGAACAGAGAAAGAGAUUGGGAAAGAAACCGAGACAGAGAUUCAGAUCGAAGCCGAGGCAGAGACUGGGAAAGGCACAAAGAUCAGCCUGCAGAUAGAGAGGGAGAUAGAAAUAGAGACGAUCAGACUCGUGACAGGGGUAGAGACAGGGAUAGACAAAGGAACAGGGAUAGAGAUAGGGAUCAAGAGAAAGACUCUUACAGAAGGCGAGACCGUGACCGAUCAAGGAGCAGGGAUCGGGAUCGUGGAAGGGAUAGGGACAGAGACAGAGAUCGUGAUCAUGACCGAAGCAGAAACAGGGAUAGGGAAAGAGAUCGAGACAGGGAAAGGGAAAGAGACAGGGGGCGAGAUAAAGAAAGAAAAGAACGGAGUAGAAGCAAAGAUAAAGUAAAAGAUGUAAAACCAGAAGCACCAAAAGAAGGUGAAAAGCCUCCAACAGAAGCAGAGACUAAAACUCCAACCACAUAACUGCCAUAAAAGAUCAUUGCUGGGUAUAUUGCACUAACUUGGAAUUCUUCUAGAACCAUCAAUAAAUCAAACACCUGAUUGUAUAAAAGGACUUUUUUUUAAUUCCCAAGUACAAAAAUGACACUUUCAGGGUAGUCUAUUUUUGAUGACAUUCAGUUGCAUCCAGAAAUCUACAGUUAUGUUUUUAAUAUCGCUGGAUUUUAAUUCAGAAUACCAGUCAUUGUUUUUGAUUUACUUUUAUUACAAGUCCUUUUUCAAAGUUUGUAUUUUUUAAUAGAAUUUGAAGUAUUUAAUACAGAGGAUAGUUUUGGUUCAGAUUUGGCAAAAGCAUGUGUGCUGCACCACAGAAGAGUACAUUUGUAUUUACAUAGACUUUAUACAUACAUGCUUACUCUGUUAUCAACUGUUUGUAACUGAAGGGGAGGAAAUUGUGAUUCUAAAAGAACAUCUUUGUGUAAAGAAAAAAAAAUGUAAUAUACAGUAUAUAUAUGUAUAUAUGUGUGAAUUUUAUACGGUUGAAUUUUUUUCAAAUUUGAAGGUCCUUAUUCAUAAGCCAUAUAGCAAUGAGCAGUUUCCAAGCUCACUUUGGUCAAAAUGUUUGGUCCCCUAAUUAAGCACUGUAUCAGCUGUAAAGUAUAUCCUUUGCUUUUUAAAUGCCCAUUACACAGUGAAAACAUGCAGGUGUGUAAUAUGCAUUUUGUUUCACAAAGACAUUUUGUCAGUUUGCUUAAAAAUUAAAACAUUUGUCAAAGUUGUGUUUCAAAGCAUGGGUUGGUCGGCAUCAUAACAGAUUAAAGAAUUGUAUAAAAAAGGCAAGUCUGUAAAUGUCUGCACAAAAAUAGUGCAUAUAUAUAUUUUUUUAGGGGGUGGGGAGUGGUGCCGCUCAAACCAGUAAUAAAUGUGUAACCUCUGGUCCCUGAUGUACAUUGCAAAUAAUAAAAAAUAACAGUAACA